Molecule: messenger RNA, 2921 nt
Organism: Myotis lucifugus (little brown bat)
Lineage: Eukaryota; Metazoa; Chordata; Mammalia; Chiroptera; Vespertilionidae
Gene: ME2
Product: malic enzyme 2
Exons: 16
Coding region: 180-1934 (584 amino acids)
Biological process (GO): malate metabolic process; pyruvate metabolic process
Cellular component (GO): mitochondrion
Molecular function (GO): NAD binding; malate dehydrogenase (decarboxylating) (NADP+) activity; malate dehydrogenase (decarboxylating) (NAD+) activity
Source: RefSeq, a predicted model, not a curated record
CAGCCGGCUCCUGGGCUCGCCGCUCCGCCGCCGCGCACCUGAGCUGGCACUGCCUCGGGGAGACCCGGCGAAGGGGAGGGCCGGGCCGGAGCUGAUCAUCGCCCGGGCGGGGGCAGGGCCGCGGCUUCUUUGCCGGCAGCACCACCUGUCGCGGAGCGAGACGUCGGGUGAAAGAAAAGAUGUUGUCCCGGUUAAGAGUAGUUGCCACUCCUUGUUCUCUGGCAUGCCGGCAUGUACACACAAAAGAAAAAGGCAAGCCCCUCAUGUUGAACCCAAGAACAAACAAGGGAAUGGCAUUUACAUUACGAGAACGACAAAUGCUUGGUCUUCAAGGACUUCUACCUCCCAAAAUAGAGACACAAGAUAUUCAAGCCUUACGAUUCCAUAGAAAUGUGAAAAAAUUAAAUUGCCCUUUGGAAAAAUACAUCUAUAUAAUGGGAAUACAAGAAAGAAAUGAAAAGUUGUUUUAUAGAAUACUGCAAGAUGAUAUCGAAAAUCUGUUGCCAAUUGUAUAUACACCAACAGUUGGUCUUGCCUGCUCCCAAUAUGGACACAUCUUUAGAAGACCUAAGGGAUUAUUUAUUUCAAUCUCAGACAGAGGUCAUGUUAGAUCAAUUGUGGAUAACUGGCCAGAAAAUCAUGUUAAGGCUGUUGUGGUGACUGAUGGCGAGAGAAUUCUGGGUCUUGGCGAUCUGGGCGUCUAUGGAAUGGGAAUUCCAGUAGGAAAACUUUGCUUGUAUACAGCUUGUGCAGGGAUACGGCCUGACAAGUGCCUACCUGUGUGCAUUGAUGUAGGAACUGAUAACCCAGCACUGUUAAAAGAUCCAUUUUACAUGGGCUUAUAUCAGAAACGAGAUCGAUCACAACGUUAUGAUGACCUAAUUGAUGAGUUUAUGAAGGCCAUUACUGACAGGUAUGGACGGAACACACUUAUUCAGUUUGAAGACUUUGGAAAUCAUAAUGCAUUCAGGUUCUUGAGAAAAUAUCGAGAAAAAUACUGUACCUUCAAUGAUGAUAUUCAAGGGACAGCUUCAGUAGCUCUCGCAGGUCUUCUUGCAGCACAAAAAGUUGUUGGUAAAUCACUCUCAGAACACAAAAUCUUAUUUCUUGGAGCAGGAGAGGCUGCUCUUGGAAUUGCAAAUCUUAUAGUUAUGGCUAUGGUAGAAAGUGGCCUCCCAGAAGAAGAGGCACAAAAGAAAAUUUGGAUGGUUGACAAGUUUGGUUUAUUAUAUAAGGGGCGGGAAGCUAAAAUAGACAGUCAUCAGGAAUCAUUUGCUCACUCAGCCCCAGAGAGCAUACCUGGUACUUUUGAAGAUGCAGUAAAGAUACUUAAACCUUCAGCUAUAAUUGGAGUUGCAGGAGCUGGCCGACUUUUCACUCCUGGUGUAAUCAAAACCAUGGCUGAUAUCAACGAAAGGCCUAUAAUCUUUGCAUUAAGUAAUCCUACAGCAAUGGCUGAGUGUACAGCUGAAGAAGCAUAUACACUUACAGAGGGAAGGUGUUUGUUUGCCAGUGGCAGUCCAUUCGAGCCGGUGAAACUAAGUGACGGGCGAGUGUUCACGCCAGGCCAAGGCAACAAUGCAUAUAUUUUCCCAGGAGUGGCUUUAGCUGUUAUUCUCUGUCACACCCGGCAUAUUAGUGACCAUGUUUUCCUAGAAGCUGCAAAGGCACUGACAAGUCAAUUGACGGAUAAAGAGCUAGCUCAAGGGAGACUUUAUCCCCCUUUUUCCAAUAUUCAGGAAGUUUCCAUUAACAUUGCUAUUAAAGUUACAGAAUACCUGUAUGCUAAUAAAAUGGCUUUCCGGUACCCAGAACCUGAGGACAAGGCCAAGUAUGUUAGAGAAAGAAUAUGGCGGAGUGAAUAUGACUCCAUGCUGCCAGAUAUGUAUGAAUGGCCAGAAUCUGGACAAAACCCUCCCGUGCUACCAGAAUAGAAGCACCCACAAAUAAAUAUUGUCCGUGCUUCAGGGAACCCCUCUUUUCAGACAAAAAUAUAAUGUUCUCAAAUUUAUGGGUUUUUUUUCUGUGUUUUAUUGUCCCCCACUGCUUUGCCAGACUUAUUUUUCCCAUGAAUCUACACUUCUGUGUGGGUAGAUGUGUCGACUACAUUGUUAAUGCCCACUGGCACCCUGCCACCAAAUAGCCAUAAUGCGUUCAUUCUGAUUUGUAGCUCAUACCACAUCAAAGAGAUGUUAAAAAUAUAUUUUGAAUGUCUUCACCUGUGCUCUUGAUCACACUUGCCCAAGAAUUUGCUAUUUACUAUUAUUUAUAUAUAUAAAAGCCUAAGCGACCGAAUGACAAGUUGACCACCAGGGGGCAGACGCUCAACACAGGAGCUGCCCCCUGGUCGUCAGUGCGCUCCCACAGCCAAUCUCCUGCAGCCAGCCAACAUCCCAUGGCCCCUCCCCUUGCCGGCCAACCUCCUACAGCCCAAUAGGCCCCAAUCACCGGCCAGGCCAAGGACCCCACCUGUGCAUGAAUUUGUGCACUGGGCCUCUAGUAGGUAAUAAUCUUUCACUGAGCUCUUUUGAGGGCUACUAAUAUACUAACUGACUUCUGUGGAGAUGAGCACACAGUAUGAGGAAAAAGCCAAAUUUAACCAAAUUCUAAGGAUAAAUUGUCUAUCUAAAAUGUUUUUAUUUAUUUCUUCCUCAUGCUCUGAAAUUCCUCUCCAGUAUAUAGAGUUAGAGAAAUAUGAAAAAUAUACCCUAUUAUUUAUUUCCUAAAACUAAAUUAAAGUUUUACUAUAACAUUGUAAGAGAGAAAUGGAAACUACUGCUGCCUUUAGACAAAUAAAAAAAAUAGUCAUUGAGCCUGUAAUAAUGUCAACAUUAAAACAUUUAAAAAGUCAUUGUUUUUAACAGUGUAUAAAAAUCAUAGUGUAACUUUUUUAUUUAAUAAAGAUAAUAACUUCAAUUUAA